Messenger RNA from Brettanomyces nanus, 414 nucleotides. RefSeq lists its product as uncharacterized. The record is from RefSeq and is a predicted model, not a curated record. Bases 1 to 414 code for a protein of 137 amino acids. Lineage: Eukaryota; Fungi; Ascomycota; Pichiomycetes; Pichiales; Pichiaceae. The transcript has a single exon. Gene Ontology annotation, biological process: mitochondrial electron transport, ubiquinol to cytochrome c.
AUGUCAUUUGUUAGAGAUUUGAUCGACACAUUGGCUCCAACUACAGCUUAUGCUGAAGAGCCUAAGGAGGCUAUCGAGGUUGCUGAAGAGACCGUCAUUAAGAAGGAUGGAGAAGAUGACGAUGAUGAUGAUGACGACGACGAUGAUGACGAUGAUGAUGAUGAUGACGAUGAUGACGAUGACGAUGAGCCUGUCGAUCCUAUGGAGACUUUAAGAGACGAGUGUUCAAAGACGGCUAGCUGUGUGCCUCGCGUUCAAGCUUACCAGGCAUGUGUCGACAGAGUCACCAAAGAGCAAGAAGACCCAGGUUAUGAAAAGGAAACCUACAAGGAGGACUGUAUCGAAGAGUUCUUCCACCUUCAGGAGUGUAUCAACGAAUGCUCUGCACCAAAACUAUUUUACAAGUUGAAAUAA